Messenger RNA from Syzygium oleosum, 2000 nucleotides. RefSeq lists its product as uncharacterized. Bases 1 to 1914 code for a protein of 637 amino acids. Lineage: Eukaryota; Viridiplantae; Streptophyta; Magnoliopsida; Myrtales; Myrtaceae. Gene Ontology annotation, molecular function: hydrolase activity, hydrolyzing O-glycosyl compounds. The transcript has 14 exons. The record is from RefSeq and is a predicted model, not a curated record. Gene Ontology annotation, biological process: carbohydrate metabolic process.
AUGAAGCACUCCCCCUCCAUUUCCCUCACUUCCUUCUCUUUCUUCUUCUUCCUCCUCCUUAUUGCCAGUUUCAGUGUCUCGUCCGAGGAGCGUGCUAGCACCCCGCCAAGAGGUUGGAAUUCUUAUGAUUCCUAUUCCUGGAUCAUCUCCGAAGACGAGUUUCUGCAAAAUGCCGAGAUCCUUUCCCAGAAGCUACAUGCUCAGGGAUAUGAGUAUGUAGUAGUGGACUUCCUUUGGUAUCGUAGAAAAGUGACAGACACUGGCACCGAUUCUCUGGGAUUCGAUGUGAUUGAUGAAUGGGGAAGGAUGAUCCCUGACCCUGAUCGAUGGCCGUCGUCUAGUGGUGGGAAAGGGUUCACUGAAGUCGCAAAUAAAGUCCAUAGCAUGGGACUGAAGUUCGGGAUACAUGUCAUGAGAGGAAUAAGCACGCAAGCUGUCAAUGCUAACUCUCCUAUACUGGAUACCACCACGGGACGUGCAUAUGAAGAGUCCAGUCGAGUUUGGCAUGCACAAGAUAUAGGGCUUACGGAAAAGACUUGUGCUUGGAUGCAACAUGGAUUCAUGAGUGUAAAUACUGACUUAGGAGCCGGAAAAGCCUUCUUGAGGUCACUUUAUCAGCAAUAUGCAUCGUGGGGCGUUGAUUUCAUUAAAAAUGACUGUGUAUUUGGUAACGAUCUGAAUAUAAAUGAGAUCACGUACAUCUCUGAGAUUCUAAAGGAGCUUGACCGUCCAAUCCUGUAUUCUCUGUCUCCCGGAACUAGUGCAACACCAGAUAUGGCAAAGGCUGUGAGUGGAUUGAGCAACAUGUACAGAAUUACUGGGGAUGAUUGGGAUACAUGGGCAGAUGUUGCUGCACAUUUUGAUGUUGCAAGGGACUUCGCUGCAGCUAAAAUGAUUGGCGCCAGUGGCUUGUUGGGGACAUCAUGGCCUGACCUUGAUAUGCUACCACUGGGAUAUCUCACUGAUCCAGGUUCAAAUGAAGGCCCUCAUAGGACAUGUAGGCUUACCAUAAAGGAGCAAAGAACUCAGGUGACUUUGUGGUCAAUCGCCAAGUCUCCCCUCAUGUUUGGUGGAGAUUUGAGGAACAUUGAUGAUACAACUUUCAGUCUUAUCACCAAUCCUACUGUGCUUGAGAUAAAUUCCUACAGCUCAAACAAUGUGGAGUUCCCAUAUAUCAGUGGGGUGGGUCCAAGUGGUAGAAAUUACGAGCCGUCUAAAAUGUUCCCGACAAGAAUGGAAGAGUCAGUGGUAGAGGUUGUGGGUCUGACUAGUUGCAAAGAUCCAAAAGCAAGCGGAUGGCUGAUCGAAGGGCUGGACCAAGAUUUGGAGCGGAUCUGCUGGAAAAAGAACAUGGAGGGUAGACAUGGAGAACCUUUUUGCCUAUACAAGAGAAAUUCUUCGGUCAAAUCAGACAAAGAGAUAACGUACGGGAGCCAAUAUCUGGGAACACUUCCCUUAUUAGCUUCUGAAAAUGCGGACUUCUGCUUAAAUGCUUCUCCAAGACGCAAAAUCACGUCUAGUGAGUUUACAAGAGGCUCAUUUUCCCGCUGCACAUGGAAUGCUAAUCAGAUAUGGGAGUUUCACAGUAACGGGACACUGAUAAGCAGCUAUUCUGGACAAUGCGCAAUAAUGAAAAAAGUCAAAGCUAAUGAUGCUGAUGCAGGAAUUCGCUCCUGGAUCGCAACUGGAAGAUCAGGAGAAAUAUAUCUAGCCUUUUUCAACCUGAAUCAAGUCGACAUGGUGAUAGCCACGCAUGUCUCCGACCUGGCCAAGGGUCUUCCUGGUCGGAGCGUCACUUCUUGUACAGGCAAAGAAAUAUGGACGGACACCGACUACAUCCAACCAAUGAAUGACACAGUAGCAGCAAUGGUGGAUUCUCAUGAUUCCGCCCUAUUUGUCCUCAACUGUAAUUGAUUAGGACGAAUAGGUGCAAAUAAGAUUUUGGUUUCAAAUUCCUUUGAACUUUAUUCCUGUUUGCCUCCUUACCUUCAUCGGCAUCG